CGAGGAGGAGGAGGAGGCGGGAGGGGCGCGAGGGGGGCCGUUCGGGCGCCGCCCGCCCCUGCUGCUCGGCUCCGGCCCCUCCGCCGCGCCGCCCCUGCUGCUCACCGGCCGCCACCACGCCCCCCUCAGCCGCCGACCCGACUCCCUCAUCCCCAACUUCCACCCCUCCGCCUCCUCCUCCGCCUCCGGAAUCGUGCAGCCGCCCGCCGCCUUCCCGCCCCCUGACGUCCCCUCGGACUUCACCGGACGCCACGUCGUCACCCUCACGCGCGCAGCGCUGACGGCGGCGGCGACAAAUGUACGACAGGAGGGCGCGACGGCGGCGGCGGCGGCGCCGCCGCCACCGGAGGCUCCGCCUCCUUCGGAUCCGGAUCUCCGCCGUGAGAUUGAGGUGCUAGCGGCGAUGGUGGCGCGGAGCGGGCCGCAGCUGGAGGAGAUUGCGCGGAAGCAGGC
Messenger RNA from Astrephomene gubernaculifera, 453 nucleotides. NCBI's taxonomy places the organism in Eukaryota, Viridiplantae, Chlorophyta, Chlorophyceae, Chlamydomonadales, Astrephomenaceae. The record is from the annotation of a GenBank genome assembly.